Messenger RNA from Parnassius apollo (apollo), 3018 nucleotides. NCBI's taxonomy places the organism in Eukaryota, Metazoa, Arthropoda, Insecta, Lepidoptera, Papilionidae. The record is from the annotation of a GenBank genome assembly.
AUGUCUAAAGUAUUUAACAAAGAUGGGGUAAAAGCAGGGUGUAUUUAUAGGAUAGCUCUUGAAAACUUUGUAACUUACAAACAAGUCGAGUUCUAUCCCAGUCAAUCAUUAAAUCUGAUUAUAGGACCGAAUGGAACUGGAAAAUCAACUUUUGUUUGCGCUAUCAUAUUGGGCCUAUGUGGGAAAACUAGUGUUAUUGGACGGGCUAAAAAGAUAUCGGAAUAUGUUAGAAGUGGUUGUGAAGAAUCAACUAUAGAGAUAGAACUAUACCAGCAACCUGGGAAACGGAACGUCAUUAUCACAAGGACCUUCAAUCUCAAGGAUGUUUCCAAUUGGGCAAUUGAUCAUAAAACUGUUAGAGAGAAACAGGUGCAGGAGCUAAUAGCCUCUUUAAAUAUACAGGUGGACAAUCUGUGUCAGCUUCUUCCCCAAGACCGGGUGCAGGACUUUUCCAAAAUGGAUCCACAACAGCUGCUUCGUAGCACUUUAGCUGCAGUUGGUGGGCAGCAGAGUGUCUCACAACUGGACGAAUUGAUUGAAAGCCGAAAUAAGCAGAGGGGUUUGUCGACUAAGUUGCAGAAUAACGCCCAGCUAUUACAGGAGCAAAUAAGACUUAAUGAAAGAUUAAAAAUUGUGAUUGACGGAAUGAAUCAACGAAAAGCAAUUGAAAAAGAAAUUGAAAUUUGUGAGAAAAAGAAACUUUGGAUUGAAUAUCAGGACCUACGAGAAAAAGUUGUAGAGUAUACAAAUGAUAAGAAGGAAGCUGUUAAAUUGGUGAACUCCCAUAGAAGUAAAAUGGAGCCACUGGAGAAAAUAAUUGAAAAGGCUAAAAUUGGUAUAAGCAAGCUGGAACAGGAAAAAUUGUCAGCAAAUAGAGAAAUCCAUACCCUAAAAGACAACAUAAAGGAAUCAAUCAACACUGCUCGUCAGCAAGAAUAUCUGCUAAAGGAUAUAGAAGCGUCGCUGCAAGAAAAGUUAGAACGGCACAGAAACAGGGAAAGAGAAUUGAUUGAAGCUAAAGCGAAGUUGGAAAAAUUAAUCACCGACAAGACUCGCUUAGUUGAGACUGUUGGAGAUGAAACUCAAAUUAAAAUGGAAUUAGCCGAGUUGCACAAGCCAAUAGCGAAGACCAACGCGGCUAUAGACAUGCUGAAGAAACAAAAAUUGGACGUACAGUAUGAUCUAGAAAAUAACGUAACGCCGCAGAUACGAUUGUAUCAGAACAAAAUCCGUAACUUAGAAGACGUGGACGUGAAACGUUUGGAAGUGCUGCGCACAUACAGCGAGGAUUGCUACAAGGCGGUCAUGUGGUUAAGGGAGAACAAGGAAAUGUUUCAGCACCCCGUUUACGAGCCUAUGGUGCUCGAAAUUAAUUUCACAGACCCGAAAUUCGCCCGGUAUUUAGAAGCGGCGGUGCCGGCGAGGGAUUUGGUCGCGUUUACAUUCGAGUCCACACGGGACAUGAACCUGUUCCUGCAGAAGGUGAGGAUCGAAGGUGGACUGAAGAGGGUCAACGCUAUAUGCAGUUCGACAAGGUUUAACGCACAGAUGAGUGAUGUUAGCCAAUUGCGUUACCUCGGCUUCUACACCUAUCUUGUUGACACGAUAACUGGUCCAGACCCGAUACUAAGUUACCUGUGCAAGCAGUACUCCAUACACAAAAUUCCGAUUGGCAACGACCAUACAUAUAAAAACAGCGGAAAGGUUCCAGCCAAUAUCACUUACUUCUUUACAGAAAACCACAGAUUCACAGUCCGCGUGUCGGCAUACAGCGGAGCUAAGUCCAGCUCCACGAUAGAGAUACGACCGGCCCGCCUGCUCGCCAACACCGUAGACAUGGAUCAAAUUAACAAUUUUAACAAUCAGCUAUCGAAAUUACAAAAAACCGCUCAGUCUCAUAAAACGAAAAUGCAAGAACUCGACAACAAAGUGUCCGCGCUGGAAGUCAAUUUGAACGAGUUAAAUCAUAGAAGAAAAAAGAUCAACGAUGGCGUUGAAAAGGUCCGAACAAUCUCUGCUCAAAUUCGCUUACAAACAAAAAAAGUUCAAGAUGUAGAGAACGAACCCACUUUGAACAUAGAGCAGGAAAGAAAAAGGUGCAAGAAAAAGCAAAGGGACUGUGUGGUCAAGUUAUGCAAGCUCCACCUCGAGUUAAAGGGCACUAUGCGGAGUCUACAGGAUAAAGUUGUUAAUAUGGAGCUUUGGAAGGUUAAAUUGGAUUUUAGCAGAAACGCAAUAGUACAGCAAGAGGCAGAAUUAAGAGAACUGAAAAACGACUUGAGAAAUGUCCAAGCAACCCUAGAAAACAUAGAAAACAUGUUGACUCGAACAAUAAAAAGUGCUAAAGAGAAAUUGACUGAAGCAAAGAGAUCGUGUAACAACAAACUACCACAAGACCCUGAUUUCCCGUACAAAGAGAACUUCGAAACAUUACCCUCUGAUAUCAGUUCCUUGCAGAACCACUGUUACGAAUUACAAACCAGGAUUGAUUGUAUGGAAAAAGGGGAUGAACAGGUUUUGAAAGAGUAUGAGGAGAGGGAGCUAAUGAUAGCAAAACUGAAAUCCGAUGUCAGCACUUCCAGUGAUAGGAAUAAGGACUUACAGACAAGAAUGAAUGAACUGAGAUCAAUUUGGCUGCCGCCACUGGAAUCAUUGUUACGGGACAUUGACAAAAGUUUCGGCGAAAUGUUUGCGAAAUUGGGAUGCGCUGGCGAGAUCAAACUCGAUAAAGAUGGCAGUGAUGACGAUUACGACAAGUACGGCAUCAGCAUCCUGGUGCGGUUCCGUGCAUCGGAGCAGCUGCAGCAGCUCACCAGACACGCGCAGUCCGGUGGGGAGCGGGCUUUGUCUACCGCGCUCUACCUCAUGGCGCUGCAGAGGCUCACCACUGUACCGUUCAGGUGCGUGGACGAAAUAAACCAAGGCAUGGACCCCAUCAACGAGCGUAAGAUGUUCCAGCUGCUCGUGAAAGUGACGACGGAGUGCGACAACGCGCAGUACUUCCUGUUGACACCCAAA